AUGGCGCGCGCUAGCAACCGUGAGCUGCACUCCACAGUCCCAGGUCUGGAGUCUGCUCGCUUUUCGGACGGAGCUGUGAGUUUACCAGUCACCGAUGAAAGUAUUCCGAUUCUUUCAGUAUUCGAUAACGCCAUACUCGCCUCUGAUACACAGAGUACAUUCAACCACUCCACUCAUGGAGAGUUCAAUGGCGAAUACCCCAAGGUGCCCAAGAUCGAGAUCCGCCCCAACCUCCAAAGGUCUAGACUCAAGAGGGCCAAGGUCUGCGAGGCUCUCACCUACCUGUUGCCUCCCUAUACUGCAAUCUAUGCCAUCCUGGAAGCCGGUGGGUUCUGA
Messenger RNA from Penicillium daleae, 336 nucleotides. RefSeq lists its product as uncharacterized. NCBI's taxonomy places the organism in Eukaryota, Fungi, Ascomycota, Eurotiomycetes, Eurotiales, Aspergillaceae. Bases 1 to 336 code for a protein of 111 amino acids. The transcript has a single exon. The record is from RefSeq and is a predicted model, not a curated record.